This is a messenger RNA of Podospora pseudocomata, 2607 nucleotides long. RefSeq names its product ATP-binding protein (gene MCX1). The transcript is spliced from 2 exons. Gene Ontology annotation, molecular function: ATP binding; ATP hydrolysis activity. NCBI's taxonomy places the organism in Eukaryota, Fungi, Ascomycota, Sordariomycetes, Sordariales, Podosporaceae. Bases 610 to 2409 code for a protein of 599 amino acids. Gene Ontology annotation, cellular component: mitochondrial matrix. The record is from RefSeq and is a predicted model, not a curated record.
CAAAACUCAUGCGCCAUUCAUCUGUGACCUGCCCCUGGAGGGGAGCCUGAAGCCCGCUUAUCGCAGAGAUGCAGCAGUCCGACCAGUCCAGCCCACGCCAGCCGAAGUUCGGACAAGAAGAGAUAGAGAGGGGGAGCUGAUAUCGACGCCAUGACCCGAUUCGCCUCCUUCUGGCUGAGCUAGGUUUGGUGGGGUCUUUGAUAAGAUGACACUGACACUGACACUGACGAGCACUGACGGGCAGACAAGGAGGGGAGCUUUCCGGCGCUCAGGUGGAGGUGGAGAGCUCUCUCCAACAAGACAAGGGAGAUGCGCGACGCGCGGGCGGUGGUCGGUGCUUCUCCCCCGCACUCCGGGUCAUCCAGGUGCUCUAACCACCGUUGCCAUUGUCUCACGGGCUAGCACAAUGAUGUGUGCCAUCGCAAACACUCCCUUCUCGGUUUUUCUCCAUCCUGACUGAUACCGGCAAACCUCUUGUUACUAAAACAUUCUUAAUCACCUACGCCUCUUCCUGACUCUUACCGUCCGUGCUCCGACCCCUACCACGUACGCCGAUCGCACCCGCGAGCUGCCUUCUCCCGAGCAUGACAGUAGCUCAAGCACACCAUCAUGUUGGUCUUGACUAGACCGCUGGCGCCUCUAUGCGCAACACCGCGAUUUGCCCGGCUUCGGAGCCCAGCCUAUUCAACCUCGAGCAUCCUCCUCGCCUCCCCCCGCCGAUCCAAUUACUUCAACUCGGGCUUCACGUCAAGCUACGAUCCGACACAGGACACCGGCCGCGGUCCCAUCUUCUCCAAGUCCAAGUUUGGCGUCCCGCAGUUCUACCCCCGAGAUCUGAAAAAGAGGGUAGACGACUACGUGGUGGGCCAGGACCGGGCGAAGAAGACCAUCUGCUCCGUCAUCUUCAACCACUACCAAGGGCUCCGGCGGCGUCAACACCACGAGCUGCAGGAUCAACAUCUGAGGGAAAAGAUCCAGAGACAAAAGUUUGCUCAGGACCGCGAGAUCUUUGAGCGCACAGGUUACAGCGCGCCUGUACACCCUGUCGAAGGUGGGCGAAGGCACUCUCAUCGUUCUGCUUAUGCUCCCAAAUCGUGGCGGCAGCAGACUAACAUCCGCCAUGUUGCUGAAGACGAAUUUCCCGGUCACCACGAGUCCGUACGGGGCACCCACAAUGAAGUUCUCGAAGACCCAUUUGAGGCACCCUCGGACAACUUUUACAUUCAGGAGGACAUGACGGUGCCGAACCAUGUCAAGAUUGACAAGAGUAACCUGCUCUUGAUUGGUCCUACGGGCGUGGGAAAGACGUAUAUCUUGGAAACCCUCAGCAAAAAACUCAACGUCCCCUUCACCAUCAGCGACUGCAACUCCUUUACCCAAGCAGGCUACAUCGGCCAAGACGUCGAAUCCUGCAUCGAGCGUCUCCUCAUCGAAGCCAACUACGACGUUAAGGCCGCCGAGCAUGGAAUCAUUGUCCUCGACGAGUUUGACAAGAUCGCUAGAAAAGAAACCGUCAACGGAAGAGACGUAGGCGGAGAGGGUGUUCAGCAAGCAUUGCUGAAGCUGGUAGAAGGCACCAAGGUCACCAUCACUGUCAAGGACAACCGGCCCUCCCGCACACAAAACCAGCCCCCCACCGGUUACGGAUCAACCACACCACCACAAGCGCCCCCAUCGGGGAAAGUCGACCAGUACACCAUUGACACCACCAACAUUCUGUUUGUUUUCUGUGGCGCCUUUGUAGGGCUGGAUAAAACCGUUCUGAGGAGGGUGUCCAAACCCUCCAUCGGGUUCGGUUCAGAAAUCCGAGGCGGGAGGUCAUUCUCCUCGACAAACUGUCUGAAGGAUAUCCUUCCUCUGGAAUCCUACCGCCAUCUCCCUCACCAACCAAUCUUUGAACCCAACUUCACCCCCCUCGACCUAACCACACCCGCGGAUCUCCAAGCCUUUGGCUUUAUCCCCGAGCUCAUUGGCAGGUUGCACAACAUCUGCGCGCUUAGUCCACUCUCUCUCGAAGAGCUCUAUCGCAUCUUGACUGAACCAAGAAAUAGCCUCGUGGCGCAAUACACGGCCCUGUUUGAAACCUACCCUAGCAAGCUGUUCUUCACCCGGUCGGCACUGUACGCCAUCGCGGAAAGGGCAGCGAAGAACGAGACGGGGGCGAGAGGGCUGAAGAUGGAGAUGGAGAGGGUGUUGGCGGAGCCGAUGUACGAUGCGCCGACGCCGUAUGUGCUCAUUACGGAGGCUUGCGUGAAGGGGGAGGAGAAGGCGGGGUAUUGGGGGAAGGAUGGGAAGAUGGAGGUGGAGAGGAGGAUUAGGGAGGAGGACGAGAGGAUGUUGAAUGGGGGGGUGGAGGUGAGGUUGUCGGCUGAGGAGGCGAGGGAGGCGGCUGGGUUGGGGAGUGCAUAAGUACAUAGUUUGAUAUUCAAGGCGUUUUGGGUAUAGGGAUGGGAUGGGAUGGGAUGGGAUGAGGUGAGGGUCUUUUAGUUUGGGCAACAUUCAGGGACGGACGGAGGUGAGAACAGUAACAGCAUAUUUUGAUAGUAGCAUUCUGGUUUAUUAGGGAUAGCGAUUUUGAGUAAUAUAUGAAAGAGAAUGAUUUGUCUU